UCUAUCCAAUGGCUGUGGAAGGUAUAGAGUUUUGGGGAGUGCAUAUAAUCAACAUAUUAUCGAAGGUGCUUAGAUAUUGAUCCUGUAUUUCGAGGUAGUUCAAAUUCGUCUCUCUUGGACCUCCGGGGCUGACCUUAAUUUUUCCGUGCUUGGUGGAGAAUAAUUCACUGGUAAAAUGCCGAAGAGAAAGUCUCCAGAGGGUCCCGAGGGCAAGGAGACCUCCAAAGUCACAAAGCAAGAGCCCACCAGAAGGUCAGAGAGAUUGUCAGCGAAGCCUGCUCCACCCAAGGCUGAGGCCAAGCCCAAGAAGGCCAUCGUCAAGGUGGCAGAUGAUAAGGGGGCGAAGGCAAAGAAAGGUGGCGCUAAGGGGAGGAAGGACGACGGCCCUGCCCAGAAUGGAGAGACCAAGACCAAUGAGAUCUAUGUGUCUCGUCCGUCUGUCAGUGUGUCUUCCAUCAGAAGUACGGCUCCCUCCUUGAUGUCAGUGAGAGGGCAGAGUGAGACAGUCAGAGUUAAGGGUACGGUCGAGUGUUGCUAAUCAAUCUUUGGAGUGUGUGUUUAGACUCUAACAUAUUAAGUAUACAGAAAUUGUAUGCUAAUUUAGCAAACAUUUACCCAGUGUGCUUUGGGGUGCUGUGGCAUGUUUGAGAGAGAGAAUGAGUGAAGUGUGAAGAAGUGGGGAUGUCGGGCAUUUUGGUUUCUGUGUGCAGUGAAGUGGGCCAAGGACAGCUUUCUUACUCACGAGCAGGAGGGUUCGCUUCCUACACAGAGGUGAUUGGUUCUGUGUUCAUACACAGAUGUUCACUCCAGUGAGGUCACGCCAUCCGGAUUUGGUUCCCUUGUUGAGUCAGUGUUGAUUCCUGCAGAUACUAGAGUUUUCAGUGAGGAGCUUUUCAGAGCAAUUUAGUAAAAGAGCAACAACAAAAAAAGUAGCUAUUGAGGUAAAAAUAUCAGUAUUUUGAGUUGCAGAAUUUUAGAGAGCUUUGCAAAAUAUUUCAAUAAUGUGAACACGAACAUGAUUUUUAGCAGAGAAACAUUCACCAAUAAUCAUUUGAGCUAGGAGCUUGAAACUGGACCAAUCAUCAAGUUGUAUUGAGUGGACACAUUUUACCUCUCGAACAUGAACACCCCCGCCUCACCUUUGCUCUGCGUUGGGAUUGGGCUCCUGCAGUUUGUAACACACAGGCUGUGUUCGGAAUUGCGUACUAAUGUACUAUUCAUAUUAAGUAUGACGUCAAAUUGAGUAUGUUGUGUAUUCCAACUGCAUAGUAUGUGGAUUUUGUGUAUGUGAAAAAUGCCUGGAUGUUUACUAGAUUAGCAAGAGUAUGCAAUGUGAGCUUACUGCACAUACUCAACCACCCCAAAAUAAUGUAUUGUGUCACUUCAGAAUGUCCAAUGACAGGCUGCAAGUCUUUUAUUUUAUUUUUACAAUUUUUGUAUGCUAUUUCAUUACUAUAUUCACUUUUUGAGGCGAGAAAUCAACUGUGCAGAUCACUGCAGCCAAGGCAUGAGACAACUUCAGUAAUAUUUCUGCUGUAUCAUAUUUAUUCUGUUUAGUUAAGCGCUGCUUUAGGUAAACUUUACAAGAUAACGUACUUAGCCAGACACAAAUGCUAAGAUGGCAAAAUGCUAUUCCAUCCUCCUCAUCCUGGCUCUUCUCACUUGCACUUCCACAGAGCUCAGUGUAAAGAGUUAUCAUGGGAACUGCUUUCUACUGACACAUUUUCUUAAAUUUCAGAGUUACAAAUCUUAAAAGCGAAACUGUCUGCCACCGUAAGCAGACGUCUAUAUUCCGGAUAUGAAACGGUUUCCUCAGCAAAAUAAUUAUGAUAACUCAGGUAACCUGCCUCUUGGUAGAAGCCCCACGUUUUCAAAGUCUAAAAAACACAGCAGCUCAUCUGUAAAUAUUACAUUUUAACCUAAACUCUUCUCUUAAUAGAUUUAAGAAAGAAAAUAGGCCAAAGCAAUUCUGAGUCAUACUUUAAAUAAAUUAAAACAUUUGGGCAAAAUGUGCUCAUUCGCUUUCUUGCUGAGAGUUAGAUGAGAAGAUCGAUACGACUUUCAUGGCUGUCCGCUACAUGUGAAGCUAGAGUCAGGAGCUAACUUAGCAUAAAGACUGGAAACAGGGGUGGGCAAGCCAUUUUUGUAUGCAUUAAACAAGAUCUAAUUUGUUGUCAGCUGCUGUUUUUUGUUACUUGAGUCUUGUUCCAUGGUGCAGGUUUACCAAGUUAGUUACUUAUGAGAUACUAAGCACAGGCCGAUGCAAAAAUAUUCUCAUGUUGAUGUUUCAGUAAAGGAGACCGCCUUUCAUCUCUCAGCUGGAUAUGGCUGAUUUAGUUACUAAGCCCACUGAAGACUUGCCUGCUGAGCCGUGGCAGACCAAAACAAAAGUUGUGGGUUGCUCUUUGAGGAUAUUGAUGGAUAACACCUGCAUCUUUGUAUAACUCUUCCCCCUCUUCUCAC
Molecule: messenger RNA, 2463 nt
Organism: Micropterus salmoides (largemouth bass)
Lineage: Eukaryota; Metazoa; Chordata; Actinopteri; Centrarchiformes; Centrarchidae
Gene: hmgn3
Product: high mobility group nucleosomal binding domain 3
Exons: 6
Coding region: 176-538 (120 amino acids)
Biological process (GO): chromatin organization
Cellular component (GO): chromatin; nucleus
Molecular function (GO): nucleosomal DNA binding
Source: RefSeq, a predicted model, not a curated record